Messenger RNA from Sparassis crispa, 825 nucleotides. RefSeq names its product Ubiquitin-conjugating enzyme E2 6. The transcript is spliced from 8 exons. Bases 1 to 825 code for a protein of 274 amino acids. The record is from RefSeq and is a predicted model, not a curated record. Lineage: Eukaryota; Fungi; Basidiomycota; Agaricomycetes; Polyporales; Sparassidaceae.
AUGGCUACCAAAGCUGCUUACAAGCGGCUCAACAAGGAGUACCUCUCGAUGCAGAGAGAUCCGCCCCCGUUCGUUUGGGCUGCGCCGGACGAGAAGAACAUCUUGACUUGGAACUAUAUCAUUCGAGGUCCCCCCGAAUCUCCCUUCGCCGGAGGAGAGUAUCACGGUGUCCUGCUCUUCCCUCCAGAAUACCCCUUCAAACCUCCCGGCAUUAAGAUGUUGACUCCAUCGGGGCGGUUCCACCCUGACCGGAAGAUCUGCUUCUCGAUGUCCGAUUUUCACCCGGGCACUUGGAACCCUGCUUGGAGUGUGUCCACCAUAUUAACUGGAUUGUUGUCGUUCAUGCUCUCAGAUGAGAUGACAACCGGGUCCGUCACUUCGACGGACGCCGAUAAGCGCCACUACGCUGCGCGGAGCCAUUCAUGGAAUAUCACACAGAAGAAGUUCAAGGAGGCAUUCCCUGAGCACUCUGCAGAAACUCAGCGGGAUCUUCCGAAUAUGGGCGAGAAAGAACGUGGAGCAAGUUCAAAACCUGACCCCAACUCUAUCCCUGCUGUCGCGCCAGUCGCAUUCUCAACUGCUACUCCACCACAAGCGGCACAUCCUUCCGCUUCUGCCACUAUCACGCUCAAUAACUCUUGCACCGCAUCACGGACAUCCGGUAGCGGUGCGGUGAUUCCUGCUGGUUCGAGCGGCGCCGUUGGCGAUGCCGCGAAGUCAGUCGGAUGGACAACAGCGUGGCGGCAGCUAAUUUGGGACAAGUGGAGGUGGGGAGUCAUUCUAGCUUUGGCUAUCAUUGUUUCUCGCAUGUCGUCCACCAACUAG